CCCUGAUUUGGCAGAGUAGUUUAAUUAGGUUCGGUGCAGUAAACUGUAAAUUCUAAAUCCCUUCCCAUAAAAAAAUAAAAGAAAAUUUCAACUGCUCCUCCAAUUCCGAAACCUUAACUCCAGUUGCAGAUGUGCAGUGUGUAGGGGUGGAGAGCAUGGCGGCAAUGGCUUUCCGCUUUCCCUCUGUGGCUUUAAAGCUUGGGAGUUGGAGUAAUAGUACUACGUUUCACCUUCAUAGGAUUACAAGAGAGAGAGAGGCACUACCAAGCACAGCUCCAACAGUAUUAUCCAACAACAUUAACCAGCUCCAGCCACGUCCGGCCUCUUAUCUAGACCAUGAAAGCAUACUUCCUAGAAGAUUUACAUGUCCCAUCUCUGACGUUGGUAGAUGUGCUCGUCAUUACGAGAAACAUGCUCUUUUCGCUGUCAAAGAGUUCAACAAGCAAAAGGAUGCCCAACUGCAGUUUGUGAGGUGGGUAAGGGAAAGUCAGCAGCUUUUUUGCGGCUGUAUGAACUAUUUUAUAACAUUAGAGGCCGCUGAUGCUGGUACGGUGAAGCUUUAUCAAGCAAUCGUUGCGCAGACAAUCUCAAAGGAGCUCAGAUUGUUUGGUCUUGUUCUUGAUGGUGGAAGACUUUUAAAACUGAUUGAUAACAGGCGUACAAGCCCAAAGAUCAAUCGCACAAGAGAUCCAAUUGAUACCAGAGGUCUGUAGAAGGAGAUGGUGUAGACUGCCGUUAUUGUCUGCAUGGCUUCUAGUUGUUUUAAUGAAAUUGGGAGAGAAAUGCUAACAUGUAUGUACGCUCUGCGUGUCUCCCGAUUCCACCCACUGGUGCCAAUGCCAUCAUCAUCGCCAGACCUCCGUCUUCCGGGCAUCUCUCUCUUUCACAUUAAGCUUUUAUGCAUGAAUUUAUGUUUGGCGUGUUUCAAUUUCUGGUACCUCAGCUGUGAGUUUACCCUACGUGUACAUGCAACUAGGUUAAUUCCUGAUAUCUGUAAGUCCUCCAUUUAUAAAGUUCUUUUAGCUAAUUACUUAACCAAAGCUCCUCGUAGAUUUUAUUUAUAAUUUUUGUCCGCUUUGAUUAGUAUCGGUGUAUAGGGAUACCCCAGUCUAUGUUAUUUAUGAAAUGGUAGUCUUUUAGGCUGCUUCUAAUCAAAUUUUGCACCUUGGUUUCGGGGGAAUAGAAAGAUGUUUCCGAGCAGAGCGGUAGUGUUGUUUUGUGAAGAACAAUCACAAGGCAUUAUACAAUCUGAGGGGACAGGGGAGCAACACUAACACGAUCU
This is a messenger RNA of Malus domestica (apple), 1282 nucleotides long. The record is from RefSeq and is a predicted model, not a curated record. Lineage: Eukaryota; Viridiplantae; Streptophyta; Magnoliopsida; Rosales; Rosaceae.